This is a messenger RNA of Ochlerotatus camptorhynchus, 1788 nucleotides long. RefSeq names its product cabeza (gene caz). Gene Ontology annotation, molecular function: transcription coregulator activity; RNA binding. Bases 136 to 1350 code for a protein of 404 amino acids. Gene Ontology annotation, cellular component: nucleus. The record is from RefSeq and is a predicted model, not a curated record. Gene Ontology annotation, biological process: regulation of DNA-templated transcription. NCBI's taxonomy places the organism in Eukaryota, Metazoa, Arthropoda, Insecta, Diptera, Culicidae. The transcript has 8 exons.
UAACCGCGAGAAGACGCGUGUUAACUUUUUUUCAAUCCUGAAAAAUUCUCCAAUUCCCGGCAAUCCGUUUUAAAAGUGAUUUAAUCCAUCGUUUUUUCUGUGCAGUUUAUCAAGUGUGACGAGAACCAGUAGAUAAUGGCUGACCAAUAUUCCGGCUACGGUGGUCCGCAAGAUUUCGGCGGUUCGAUGCAAUUUUCGGUACCUCCCCCGCCGCUUUCGUCGGGCAAUUUUAGCCAACCACCACCGAUGGGCGGUGGUGGAGGCGGCGGCGGCGCCGGUGGCUACAGUGCUCCUCCUCCUUCGGCUGGCGGUUAUGGCGGUCAGCCACCGAGCUCAGCAAUCGGAAGCGGCGGCUACGGAGCGCAAAAUGAAUACAAAUCCGGUGGUCGCGAUGGCGGCUACGGCGGUGGAAACCGUGACGGCGGCUAUGGCGGUGGAAGCCGCGGCGGUGCUGGUGGCUACGGAAACGGUGGAUCUCGAGGUGGUAACCAAUCAGGUGGCUACAGUGGCGCCGGCAACAAGGGUGGUUAUAAUAACAAAGAGGAUGGUGGUGAAAUGGUCACCCAAGAGGAUACGAUCUUCAUCCAAGGAAUGAGCACGGAAACGACCGAGGAGGAAAUCGCCGAGCGCUUCGGAUCGAUUGGUUUGAUUAAGAAAGACAAGCGCACCAUGAAGCCAAAGAUCUGGAUGUACAAGGACAAGGAAACGGGCGAUCCGAAGGGUGAAGCCACCGUCACGUACGAGGACGCCAAUGCCGCUCAGUCUGCCAUUGGUUGGUUUGACAAUAAGGAGUUCAACGGAUCCCUCGUGAAGGUUUCGCUGGCACAGCGCUACAACACCUGGCAGAACAAGGGCAGUAGCCGUGGCGGAUUCACCAAGAGCGGUUUCGGUGGAGGCCGUGGUGGUGGUGGCGGCGGCGGAGACCGCGGAGGUUACGGCGAUCGGGACGGUGGAGACCGUGGAGGCCGUGGUGGCCAAGGCGGUGGUGGUCGUUUUGGUAGCGGAGGUGGCGGAGGUGGUGGUGGUGGCGGCAGUGGCAGCGGUGGCCAGGAACGUGAAGGAGACUGGACCUGCGGAGACUGUAGCAAUAAGAACUUUGCCUGGCGAAACGAGUGCAAUCGGUGUAAGUCUCCGAAGGGUGAUGGUGCCGCUGGCGGAGGCGGUGGCGGCGGCGGUGGUGGUUUCCGUGGUGGCAGCCGGGGAUCGUUCGGCGGCGGCCCACGGAGCGGAGGUGGCGAUCGAGGUGGUUUCGGCAGUCGCGGUGGAAACCGUGGUGGCGAUCGAGGUGGUGGUGGUGGUGCCAUGCGUGGAGGUGACAGAAAUCGCGACCAGCGACAGAGGCCGUACUAAGCCAGAGUAUAUUCCAUACUAAGUGUAAGGUAAUUCCGCCGUCUCCCACGUUCAUCUUUAAUCCACACAAAUCACACAGAGACAAACAAUCACACACACAAACAAACGCAUCUUUGCAUCGAGAAAAAUGCAAUGUACGCUGGUAAUGCUUGAAUUUCCUAUUAAUGCAAAACUUGACGACAGUAUGAACACACUUCUUGCUUCCCAAUUUACUGGGAAGGCUUUCGAUUAUUUUAGAAGCUAUUAAUUCAUGAUUAAAACCAACUGUACAAGAAUUAGUUUGUAGGAAAAUACAAUUUCUUUGAUGUCGAUCGAAUUGCAUAGCGAUUACGCAUGCGAUCGAUGGAGUGAAACUAAAUAGACACCUCCCCCUGGAAGUUGUCGUCAUUUAACACUCGAAAUAAAUGUCGUGAAUGAUAAUGUAAAAAUAAACGAAUG